AUGGUGUCUUACAUGAACACUCUCCCUGUGACCAGUAAGGAAAUCGCACAUGCAACGUUGAAGGACCAAACCUUAUCAAGGGUGUACACCACCGUACAACAAGGGUGGACCGAGGGUGAAGACAAAUGCCUCGGUGUUUUCUACAAUAAACGUACUGAAAUAAGCAUUCAUCAGCAUUGUUUGUUAUGGGGAAUACGUGUUAUUAUCCCCGAGGCGCUUAGAAGGAGAGUGUUAGACGAACUACAUGAAGGAUAUUUGGGCGUGGUUAAGAUGAAGAGCCUCGCCAGAAGCUACGUUUGGUGGCCUGGCAUUGAUGCUGACAUCGAGCAUGUUUGUAAGUCUUGUGUAGGAUGCCAAGACAUCAAGAAUUCACCGCCAGCCGCACCUAUCCAUCCUUGGGAAUGGCCAUCCAUUCCGUGGCAACGCAUUCACAUCGACUUUGCGGGACCAUUUCUCGAAAGGAUGUUUUACGUAGCUGUAGAUGCUCAUUCAAAGUGGCCGGAAGUGGUUGCUAUGACUUCGACAACGGCAGAGCGAAUUGUAGAGGUUCUCAGAGAAAUAUUCUGCAGGAAUGGAGUUCCAGCUCAGGUUGUGAGUGAUAACGGCCCACAGUUCAAAUCUGAACAUUUUGCCAAUUUUAUAAAGUCUAACGGGAUUAAACACACAACAUCCGCCCCGUACCAUCCGAGUACGAACGGUCUGGCGGAGCGCUUUGUCCAAUCUUUCAAAAGCGCAAUGAAAGCAAGUAAGAAAGACUCUGGGUCGAUCCAGAAACGCUUGGCUAACUUCCUAUUGGCAUAUAGGAACAGCAAACAUAUGACUACAAAUGAGAGCCCGGCAAAACUCUUCAUGGGACGCAACUUACCGUCACUGCUGGAUUUGAUCAAACCUGAUGUCCAACGACGCGUUAAUGAACAACAAUGGAAACAAGAGUCGAAACGACGUUUCUUAUCGUGUUGA
Messenger RNA from Ylistrum balloti, 960 nucleotides. RefSeq lists its product as uncharacterized. Gene Ontology annotation, biological process: DNA integration. The transcript has a single exon. Bases 1 to 960 code for a protein of 319 amino acids. The record is from RefSeq and is a predicted model, not a curated record. NCBI's taxonomy places the organism in Eukaryota, Metazoa, Mollusca, Bivalvia, Pectinida, Pectinidae. Gene Ontology annotation, molecular function: nucleic acid binding.